This is a messenger RNA of Cuscuta epithymum, 2381 nucleotides long. The record is from the annotation of a GenBank genome assembly. Lineage: Eukaryota; Viridiplantae; Streptophyta; Magnoliopsida; Solanales; Convolvulaceae.
AUCAUUCUCUAUUCCUUCACUCAAGAAACCGAGACAUAAUAACCCUAAAUAAACCACCCAAUCUCUAUUCCUUCACCACAACGAUGAACACUCCCUAAGGCAGGCCUUCGAUCGAUUCUUUGCGAAUAACCCUCACAGCUGCGAUUGUCACACCACUGACAACUCUCCAUCGUCUGGGAAGAACAGCACCAGCCUCAAUAAGCUUUACCCGUCCUCUUCCUUCGUAUGAACCCUAGCCGCCAGAACCAUUCGUGUACCUGAUCAACUUGGCAAACUCUGUGAGGCUCAGGGGAUCGAGUGUGCAGUGGUCGGGAUAGUUGGAGAACCGAGUAUCCUUGGAGUCCGCUUUGUGGUCACGAUUCCGACAGCUCGAGCCUGUCCAGUAGCUAAGGUGAAUCAUAGCAAGUCACGGCCGACCACCAGACUGUGGCCUCGCAUCUAACCGCACCUCUUUGGCUCUCUAGGACUCUUCUCUGUUAGCAGGAAGCUGCUGAGAUCCUGAAGCUCCUCAAGUCAUCUUGGUCAAUGUUAGGCAUUACUCAGAAACUCCAUAAUGUGAUAUAUGCAGGGGUGUGAUUUUUCAACGGGUAGACAUGUUAUGCAUUCGAUGAGGCAGUACUUUUAAACUACUCCAUUCCUGAAAUGCUGAUAGUUUUGUCUACUGAAGUUGAGGACCAUAUGGAAGAUAAAUAUAUAGAUGACCUAUUAUGUUUCACUACCUGGAAUGGCUGUCAAACUACAUUUUCAAAAGGUAAUUUGUGUUAUUCACUUAUUUCCCAGCUAUUUUGGUUUGUUUAUAGUAUUUUGAAUUUCUACUGGGAAGUCUCUGCCAAUCAAUUUGUAUUGCCGGACACACUGAUUCUCUUGGCAAGCAUUUGGGUUACUUUUUUUUAUACUACCCUACUAAUAAAGAAGCCACUUUAUGUAAAGCCACUUUUUGAAUUUAGUUGAUUUGGCUGGGUCAGAGAACAUUUCAUGCUCUGGUGCUAGGGAGGUAAAGUGCUUAAGGCUUUAAAAGGGUCGUGCAAGAGAAGCUGGAGAGAUAAAUAAAAGCCUACUUACACUAGGAAGAGUGCUCUCGUGGAACACUUGGGGCAUGUUCCCUACAGGGACAGCAAGCUGACGAGACUACUCUGAGAUUCACUUGGAGGGAGAACAAAGACAUGCAUUAUUGUUACAGAGUCACCUUCUGAUCAUUGUCUUGAAGAGACCCUGAGCACUCUGGAUUAUGCUCACAGGGCCAAAAAUAUAAAGAAUAAGCCUGAGGUAAACCAAAAAAUGAUGAAGUCAACUCUUAUCAAGGAUUUUUAUGGGGAAAUUGAGCGGCUUAAAUCAGAGGUUUAUGCUGCUCGUGAAAAGAAUGGUAUCUACAUACCAAAGGAGCGAUAUUAUCAGGAGGAGAGUGAGCGAAUAAAGGUUGUUCUCAAACAUAUAUUGGUGGGGAAGAUAUUGCUACUCAAACAUAUAUUGAAAGGUUGUUCUCUUCCCACUCAUAAGGUUCAAGAAUUCUGCACUUUUUUAAUCAUUAGUCCUUUUGAAAUUCUGAACAACAUCCUUCCAAAGCCCAUUUCAUUAAUUCUGAACAAAUUCAUCUUACUUUGAUCAUGUCCUUUUCCAGCCCCGGAAUGUGCUCGCUAAAAUCAAGGUGGCAGUAUAUAAGAUCCUUCUCCGUAUUUAUCCUACUACUGUAAUUGAUUUUUAGUUGCUGGUUUGGUUAAUUUUUGAUUGUUGGGUGAUUGAUUUUACUUCCGGGUUGGCUGGAUAGCUAGUGAUGCAUGCUAGUUUUGAUUAUGGGUAGUUGUGUAAUCCCAGGUGGAUUAUUUGGUUUGCUGAUUUAUAGCAAUUCUGCUUGCUGCCCACAGUUGAAUUUUGGGUUACUGUUCUCUUUUGCUUGAUGGACUGAUUUAAAUUUCAUUCACCUUUCCAAGUUAUAUUCCCUCCUGGCCAGGAAGACAAAUGUUUUCUAUGUGGUCAAAUGGGCCACAGAGCAGAAGAGUGAAAGAAAAGCGAAGAGAAAAGAUGGAUAGUUUGACGAAAACGGAGACACAAAAGUGGUGGGAAAAAACCCUCAAAAGGUUGAAGAGGUACGAAUAAAAGAUUGAAGCAAAGGAAAUCACUGACCCUGGAUCAAGGUUAUGUGUGAUUCUGAUGGAGUUGGCAAAGAUUGAAGCAAAGGUUUCAUUCUGUGCAAGACUGCAAAAGAAGAUAUGUGAAGGCCCUAGAAAAUGUGGUGUAAAAGUUAGACUUGUUAGCGUUUUGUUCUUGUAUAUUAGUUGUUGUUUCGGGGUGUGCCCCCAUGAAUUAUGUAGUAUGUACAUUCACAUUUAUGUGAGAAAUUGAGAUAUAAAUAAAAAUAUUUGAUUUUUGGUUAUUUAUUAGUA